GGGUGUGUGAAAUUAUUGGCAGCGUUUCAGGUGACUCCAGGAGACACCUAAAUUGGGACUUGCCAGUGUGUUUGGGGGAGUGUGUGUGUAUAUGUGCAUACAUCCGUACGUGUGUGUGUGUACGAGUGUGCGUGUGUGGAGCAGCCAACACACACUUACAUUCGCUCACAACAUGGCGAUGAAAGGCCGAGAGACACGACGGCUCUCUCCCCACUAAAUGCAACCAUGUUCUGAGUGAAAGCAGGGUACUAUGCCGAAGGGAAAUACAUUAACUAAUAGCCAACUAAUAGUCUAUUUCAGAGAGGAUCUAAUUGCGGAUUCCAUGAUAUGCAUGCUGAUCGCGGUAUAGCUGGCUGUAGAGACCCGCACGCUGCUUUACCCCUCUGCUGGAAAUCAAUGCUUUACAUGGCGGUGGAGACUAUCUGGUUUUUCUAUCUACUUUCGUUGGGCUUCUGUGGACCAUCCGUUCAAGAGAAGCCUGUGACAGUGGAGCUGAGCUGUGGGGCGGGGCCUGUCCUCGUGGUGCUGGAGCCGGGACAGCCCCUGCUGCUGGACUGUCACCUGGGGGCCACGCCCCUGGCCACGCCCCUCAACGUCACCUGGCUGCAGGAUGGGCUCCCCGUGCUGGAGGGGGAGGGGAACUCCCUCAGGACCCUUGCCAACGGAUCACUGCUGGUGCUUCCCACCUCUGUGGAUGGUCGGACACCUCAAGGGGUGGAGGGGGGCUACAGCUGUGUGAGCGCCGGCCCCUUUGGAGCUCUGACCAGCCGCACCAUUGCUGUUCACCUGGCCACGCUGUCUCGUUUCCAUCAGGACCCAGAGGCCCAGGUGGUGCCCCUUGGGGGUGCUUCCCGCUUUGAGUGCCAGAUAGACGGAGUGCCCACUCCAAGGAUAACCUGGGAGAGGGACCAGGAACCCAUCCCAAGCCAGCCUAGGUUCAUCUCUCUCCCUAACGGUGUGCUCCAGAUCUUGGGGGCGGUUAAGGAGGAUGGGGGUGCGUACCGCUGUGUGGCCUCCAACUUUGCCCGGAAACGCUUCAGCCAGGAUGCCAUCCUCACUGUCACUACGGGUCCUGGCCCUGCCCAAAGUGAGGUAGUGAUUGUGGCACCUCCUCAAAAUGCCACAGUGGUGCAAGGGCGUCCAGCAGUGAUGGAGUGCAUGGCCCAGGGGGGGCAGCCCAAGCCCCUGGUGUCAUGGAGCAGACAGGACGGGAAGCCCAUCGCCACCGACGUGGUUGUCCUGGAAACCAACCUGGUGAUCCCCAACACACGGCGUUACCAUGCCGGCGUCUACGUCUGCCGUGCCAACAAACCCAAGACCCGCGAGUUUGUCAUCGCUGCGGCUGAACUGCAUGUGCCAGCCCCACCAGUGAUCCUCCAGCCCCCAGAGACGGUGUCUCUCUCUCGGGGAAACACAGCCAGGUUUGUGUGUAACAGCUCUGGGGAGCCUCCCCCGGCGCUGCACUGGCUGAAGAAUGGCAAGCCGGUCAAGUCUAACGGACGGGUGAAGACCCAGAGCCCUGGGGUGCUGCUCAUCAACCAGCUGGGCCUGGAUGACGCAGGGUACUACCAAUGCAUCGCUGACAACGCUCUGGGGACGGCCUGUGCCACAGCCAAGCUGUCUGUCAUUGUGCGAGAGGGUCUACCCAGCCCGCCACACCAGCUCUCUGCCACGCCCCAAUCAAGCACCACCGCCCUCCUCACCUGGGAACGGCCCGAACACAACAGUGACCAGAUUAUAGGCUUCUCUGUGCACUACCAGCCCACUUCAGGCUCUGAUCACAUGGAAUACCAGUUUGCUGUGAACAACGAUACCACAGAGUACCAUGUGAAGGAGCUACUGCCACACACAGCCUAUACCUUCUACGUGGUGGCCUACUCCCCCAUGGGAGCCAGCCGCCCGUCACGGCCCGUCACCGUGGAGAUGCUGGAGGACGUACCAAGUGCCCCUCCACAGCUGUCCCUGCUCAGCACCUCUCCUACAGACAUCAGAGUGAUGUGGCUGCCCCUGUCCUCCCAGCACAGCAGAGGAGCUGUCACCCGCUACCGCAUCGACUACUCCACACUGGAACAAGUGGACAACAUGUUUUCUGUGGAGGUGGCGGGGAAUGAGACUCAGCUUACCUUGCGGGAGCUGCAGCCUAACCAGGCCUAUCGACUGCGGAUGGCGGCGGGAACAGCAGCAGGCUUUGGUGUGCCAUCUGAGUGGGCUCAGCACCACACCCCAACCCACUUUAACCACAGCAUGGUGAUCUUUGCUCCCACAGAGCUGAAGGUUAGGGCCAAAAUGAACUCCCUCCAUGUCACAUGGCAGCCCCCGCCCAAUCACACGCAGAUCUCUGGCUACAAGCUCUUUUGCAGGGAGGUGGUUGGUGAGGACCUGACCAAUGGGGAGGCUCAUCCUGAGAGGGAGCGGGUGAGGAGGAUGGAGGCCCACACCAUCAAGCUCCGCAAGAGGGUCAAACAUCAUGAGGUCUCUAGUCUGGUUCCUGACAGACUAUAUGAAGUGAAGGUGUGGGCCUUCAAUAAGCAGACGGAUGGCUAUGCUGCAGGAUGGAAGGGCAGGACGGAGAAGGCACAUGGCAAAGCGCCCCCUAAGGGGAACCCCCCUCCCCUGCCCCCCAGCAGCAUCAAGGCUACAGCCAACAGCUCCACAUCCAUCUGGCUGCGCUGGGAGAAACCUCGCUUCAGCAACGUCCGCAUCAUCAACUACACUGUACGCUGCAGCCCGGCGGGCAUCAGAAACGCAUCGCUGGUCUCCUACUACACCAGCUCUGCUCAGGAGAUCCUCUUGGGGGCGCUAAAACCCUACACCCGCUAUGAGCUGGCUGUGCAGUCCAUUGGAGGAGACGUGGUUGGUCCCUUCAGCAGCACUGUGGAGGAGUCCACUCUCACUGACAUACCCUCCACCCCCCCAGCGGAGCUGCAGCUCAGUGCCUUGGACUCCUCCUCUGUGUUGGUGAACUGGCGUCCGCCUGUGGAGCCCAAUGGCAUCGUCAUCAGCUACAGGAUCCUAUACACCAUCAACCUCAGCCAACCUGAGCAUCUGUGGAACAACCUCUCCCAAGAUGGGACCAUCAUGAGUGCUGAGGUAACAGGGCUGUCUAGUGGUACACAAUACUUCUUUAAGAUGAGGGCGUCCACUGAGGUGGGGGUGGGGCCUUAUUCCCCAGUGAAGGAUGUGCGCACUCCUCCCAGGAAAUAUGAGCUGGACAUCCAUGCAGUGACAGGCAUCAUAGUUGGUGUGUGUCUGGGGCUGCUCAGCAUUCUCCUUUGUAUGUGUGUCAGCUUCCGCAACGGCAAGGCCAGAGAGGUGUCUGGAGGGCUGGACUCCACAGCUUUACCUCCACAGUACCGCCGUGGGGGUAGGUCUGUGCCCACCAUGGCGCCAGAAUGCAGUGAUUGCCAUGAGCUAGAGACCCUGAUGCCCCUGGGCAGCCUGGACCAUGACCAUGGCCGCGCCCAACCCCUCACGGAGCCCACUGAGGAGCACAGCCUCAUGGGUAAUGUAGGAGUAGGGGACGAUGCCCUAGGAGCUGAGCUCAAGGCUGCUUGGAAUGGGUCAGUUAGUCGUAACUGGGCCAACCGGAUCACCAAAUACAGGGAUACCAUCACAGAGGACUCUCCAACGCUCAACAAUGGAACUUUGGACAUGGCCACCACAGAGAAUGGCAAGGGCGACCCUGAGGACCGACUGGGCUCCUCCCUGUGCAGCGGUAACCAGGUGGAGGCAGAGGUCAUAGUUCACUCUGAGUUGAACGACCUGGAGAAAGAGCGGCAGGAGGCGCGGAGUGACAAGGAUGAGGACUCUCAGGCCACCAGGGGGCCCUCAUUUUCCGAGGCAGCUUACUCCCCAGUCAGACAGCCUGCCCAGGCCCCUUUACACCCAAAGGAGCCAGUCAGACAGCCUGCCCAGGCACCACAAUAUCCAGGGGAGCCAGUCAGAGAGCCUGCCCAGGCACCACAACGUCCAUCACCAGGGGAGGAGUCCCUAGAGACACAACCCCUGCCCAAGGUCCCACCCGGCCCUGUCCUGGAGCCAGUGUUAAAUCACAAUGGGCAGCCAGAGGGCAUGGUUGGGGGCAUGGUGGGCGUGGCAGCCCAGCUGACUGUAGAUGUGGGGCGGCAUAUGGGAAUGGGGCUCACCAACGGCUUCCACUCCACCAAGCCCCUGCGGACAGGGCAGGAGACCCUGGGGAACGGGGACUCCAGACACUGCCCCCCUCUCCCGUCCCCCUCUCCUUUCGUCAGCACCGGCCUUGUCCACUCUAACUCUGCAGCGCACAGCUACCUUUGCCCUUAGCAAGAGGAGAAACAAACCCCCACACCAAGACCAGUUGGACUUCUUUCUUUUUCUCAUCCAUGAUGAAUCCAUUUUCUUUUUGUUUUUUUAAAGCACCUCAGUAUCUGAUUUUUUUCUUCUUGGCUCAGUUUUAUAGGUACUUUGAAUCCAUUGUUUUAUAUGUGUAUAUAUAUAUAUACAGUAUAUAUUUUUUAGUGCUAGUAUGUAUGGGUAUUCAUUUUGUUGCAUAGCAGCAGUAUGUUAGUCUGGCCUUACUCUGUACUUUGCUACAGGCUCCUGUUACAGACGUACGAUGACGGAAGCAUAAUGUAGAAAGGAGGAUAUUCCUUUUUUUAUAAGCCUUGACCUGGACUCUGAGAUUGAGCGUGGGCCGUGUGGUACUUCAAGACCUACCUUUGGUCAACUGAUGAUGGAGGAGAGGCUCUUGAUUCAGCACCAUGGAUGACGAUAGAGCAGAACCGUGACCUUGUGGCCCUUUCACUCUCACUCUGGCCUCUUUCCAAUGACUGAGCUGUUCCUAUUGGCUGUUCCACUGUAUGGAUGCUCCUGCUCCAGCACCAGGAAAGAAGCCUUAUAUUUAGACACUGAGAGUGCAGACCUCUUGUCUCUCUCUCUCCAACCUCCUGCUGUCUCAGGAUCCACACACAUUCCCUGACUGGGGGUCUCCCUGACUUGGGGGUCUCAGGUGCCUAAUAUUUUAGGUGCAUUUUUUAACCUCUGUAUAUUUAUAUAGAUGAUUAUAUUCAAUAAAAAUAGGACAAAUAUGUUGAAAAUGGAGAAAAAGGAAAAUAAAUGAGGCAAUUGAAGAAAAUUUGAAGGAACCGGAUACAAUACAGUACAUGUAGUUGAUAUAGGUUGCAUUAUUUUUUUUUUGGGGGGGGGGGGGACUAGAUGAGAUGUGUAGGUGUAUGACAAAAUAACACAACUUAUAGCAGCAGUCUCCUGGUUUUGCUCCCAGUCAACAGCACUACCUCAUUUCUUUACAGGACGGUUUGUUGGUGAUUUGAAUUGUGUCAUGCAGAUAGGUGCAACUUUUGGAAUCUGUUUUUUAACUGUUUGAAUUCAUAGCCUUCAAUACUUUCAGGAAUAACUUCUUGUCCUCUUCUUUCUAUAUACAUCAAUGUGUAUUGCCUACAGGAAAUGACACGUAUGGUACAUAACGGACUGUCUCAGAUCUCUGUUUAUUGCCCUUGACCUCAUUAUCGGUUGUCCCAUUAGAUCUGGGUUUCCAGCUGUCGUCACCCCCCUCAAUGUUACAUCUACUUUGGACGGGAGAAGAAAAACAUUUUUAAUUUACCAGUUACCUCAAAUCACUUUUCACCUUAGGUAAAUCAUGCAGCAGUUAAGUUACCAGGCCUGCUAUAUGGUAGCCUGUUACUAGACCUACUACAGAUGAACAAGCCUUGGGAGUUGUUGGGAGACCUCACCCUUUGUGAUUCCAUCUCACUCAUCCUUUCUCAGCUGUGUCUGAGCUCCUCCCUCUGCAGGUGAGAGGGGGGUGGAAAUAUCAUACAAAAAUAGACCUAGAAACCACUUCUAUUUUCAGCCAUAUUUACAUUCUUUCUUUGUACUUUUGACUCUCACCAGCCUGAGGUCUUUCACAAUAUCAUAUGUAAAGUCUACACCCCUUUGAACUUUUUGUCACAUAUUGUUGCGUUACAUUGUGGAAUUAAAUUGGAUUUAAUUGUCAUUUUUAUAUACUCUGUCAUUUUAAAGUGGAAGAAAAAUUACAUAUUUUUUAAAAGAUUAAUGAAAAAUAAACACUAAUAUACCUUGUUUAGGUAAGU
Oncorhynchus mykiss (rainbow trout) is the source of this 6089-nucleotide messenger RNA. RefSeq names its product immunoglobulin superfamily, DCC subclass, member 4 (gene igdcc4). The record is from RefSeq and is a predicted model, not a curated record. Lineage: Eukaryota; Metazoa; Chordata; Actinopteri; Salmoniformes; Salmonidae. Gene Ontology annotation, molecular function: protein binding. Gene Ontology annotation, biological process: cell-cell adhesion.